Molecule: messenger RNA, 4716 nt
Organism: Protopterus annectens (West African lungfish)
Lineage: Eukaryota; Metazoa; Chordata; Ceratodontiformes; Protopteridae
Product: zinc finger protein 436-like
Exons: 8
Coding region: 169-2757 (862 amino acids)
Biological process (GO): regulation of transcription by RNA polymerase II
Cellular component (GO): nucleus
Molecular function (GO): DNA-binding transcription factor activity, RNA polymerase II-specific; RNA polymerase II transcription regulatory region sequence-specific DNA binding
Source: RefSeq, a predicted model, not a curated record
UUUGGGAAGGAAAUACUUGUUCAGGAGCUAUACUAAUUCUGUAGGAUAUUAGAGAGUAGGCUUGAUUUAUGUGGCUUCUUUCCCUGUUUAGUGUAAAUCCUUUCAGGGACUAGUUGUUCAAACAUCUAACAGUGCUGCUUGUGGAGUUGAAGGCUGAUACAAGAAGUCAUGAAGCUGGAGGUGCCUAAAGCCUUUGAAGAUGUAGCCGUGGAGUUUUCAAAAGAGGAAUGGGACAUGUUGAGUAAUGAGCAGAAGGAGCUACACAAAGAAGUGAUGAUUCAGAACUACAAGAGCAUGGUCUCCAUAGGAUAUAACAUCCCAGUGGACCGUCUUUGGUUAUACAUUAAGAAGGAUGAAACUGUGACUUCUGGUAACAUUGGAGGAGAAGGAGAGAUGGUCCAGCAAAAGCAGCUUCCUGAUAACAGUAUCAACAUGAUGGAUUCAUCGGUUAAAUUAUGGCAGUUCCUGCUGCAGCUGCUUGAAGACAAGAAGAAUGAGAACCUAAUUUCAUGGACCAACAAUGAUGGCGAAUUUAAAUUUUGCAAUGCAGAAGAGGUGGCACGACUGUGGGGAAGGUGUAAGAACAAGACCAGCAUGAACUACGAUAAACUCAGGCGAGCACUGCAGUACUACUAUGGUAAGAAUAUCAUAAAAAAGGUCCGUGGGCAGAAGUUUGUAUACAAAUUUGUCUCCUUCCCUGAAGCUGCUGCAGAUGAAAUGUCAAAGGAUUAUUACCAAAGAGCAGUGCAGGCCACUGAGUCUCGUAAUACAGUUAUGAACCGUAAGCUUGUAAGGAGUCGGAGGCAUGACUUCAUGCGUUCUGGACUGUAUUCCACAUUUACCAUCUGGUCUCUUCGAAAUAAGCAUAGAAAUGGGAGAACUGAGAUCUUUCCACAACUUACGGAACUGAUGAGGCAGACGGUCAAGGCUCAUAGCUCAACUGCAAAGGUGAAAGUACAGAGUACAGAUUUGACCUCCCAAGAUAGUAAAUCAGGUUUAGAAGAAUCUGUUAGUUUUCAGGUACUUGUGCCUUCUGCCCAAGAACCAGCUGGUUGUUUAGAAGUGAAACCAGGGACCUCCGAAGUACAAACUCCGUCAUUCACAAUUACAAGAUGUCUGCCAGACGUGGUUAGAGGUGUUCUGGAGGUAAACGUUCAGAGCUCAGAGGAUGAAGUAAUUGUGAUCAAAGAUCCCUCAGAUGGACAAACUUUGGAUAUGGUUUCCACGAGAACUUGUACUGAGCCUCUGACUUCAGAAGUGGAGAUUAGAUUUGAAGAAAACUCUUCUCAGCCUCCUGCUGUGAAGCUUAAGGAAGCUGAAAAGGAAAAGGAAGUGGGUACAACAACUGGCAGCCAAUCACAGAGGGGCAAGAAACCAAAGGACUUCGAACUUCCUUUUGCCACAUGCCUUCUACCUGGUUCUGAUGUCGAUAAAGACAAGGCAGCUGUGAACAGUCUUGUUUUUACCAGGAGCAGUUCAAACACACAGACUACAACAGUAACUACUUCCCAUUCCUUGGUACCAGAAAUCUUUCAAGAUGCUUCUAAUGAAUAUUCAAGAAACGAGUGGAAAGUAAUAACAAAAGAAGGGAAAGAGUUGUACAAGGAAGUGAUAAUAAAGAGCUGUGAAAAUGUGGUGUCUGUAGAUCCAAGUCAUCGGUCAUCACAUGUGAAAUACUUUAAUUCUGCAUGUGAUAACACUUGGUCAGAUAAGCUGUCAUUUGAAAGACAUGACCCUGUGCAAACAGAAAGCACAACGUAUAAUCAUGUGGGAAGUAAUGAAAGAUUUAAGAAAAGUAAACAAAAAAUGCACAUGCAAACGCAAGGAGGUGAGCGAUCUUCCAGAUGGAGUAAUUGCAGGUUUACAAAUGACCACAGUCCAGGAGCACAUCCGAUUAAUGAUACUGGACAGAAACCUUAUAAGUGUGUCACAUGUAACAAGGAUUUUAUGACUAAAAGCAGCUUAGUGAUUCAUCAAGUGAUCCACACAGGACUGAAACCCUAUGUAUGUACCACAUGUGGUAAGGAUUUUACUCAGAAAGCUAACAUGAUAAAACAUCAGUCUAUUCACACCGGCAUGAAACCCUACAAAUGUGACCUUUGCGACAAGUGUUUUACAGCUAAGCAAAGCCUGAUAUCACAUCAAACUAGCCAUACUAAGCAGAAACCCUAUAAAUGUGCUAUAUGCAGCAGGAUUUUUGCCUUAAAGGCAGUCUUUGUAAGACAUCAACAUAUCCACAGUGGGCAAAAACCACAUAAAUGUACCACGUGUAACAAGAGCUUUGCAUCAAAGGAAGAUAUGGUGAGGCAUCAGCAUAUCCAUACGGGUCACAAAAGAUAUAAAUGUGCCACAUGUGGCAAAGCUUUUACAAGUAAAAGUUACAUGAUACAACAUCAAUACAUCCACAGCGAACAGAAGCCUUAUAAAUGUACAACAUGCGAUAAAGGGUUCACAGCCAAGUCAAAUUUAGCAUCUCAUGAGAUUAUCCACACGGGACAGAAACCGUACAAAUGUCCCACUUGUGGCAGGGGUUUUGCACUGAAAGGUAACAUGAUCGUACAUCAGUAUGUCCACACUAAGCACAAACCAUAUAAGUGUGCCAUGUGCGGCAAAGGUUUUAUAAGGGAGAGUACCAUGUUAAAACAUCAGUAUAUGCACACAGGACAAAAACCACAUAAAUGUCAUACAUGUGGAAAGGGUUUUACAAGAAACAGUACUAUGGUACGGCAUCAACAUAACUGUUUUGACCUUCCCUGAAUCUAAUAAGCAGUUUACUCACCAGACCAGACUAAUGGUUACUGUUUGACUUCAAGAAAAUAGCUGUAACAAAUGAUGUUCCACCUCCUACUUCUGGAUGAUUAAACAUUGUACAGCUCACCUGAAGCAAAGAAGGCCACAACUAUAAAAGUUUAAAACAUUUUAAGAUUAUAUAAAUCAACAUAACUGUUUUGACCUUCCCUGAAUCUAAUAAGCAGUUUACUCACCAGACCAGACUCACGGUUACUGUUUGACUUCAAGAAAAUAGCUGUAACAAAUGAUGUUCCACCUCCUAUUUCUGGAUGAUUAAACGUUGUAUAGCUCUCCUGAAGCAAAGAAGGCCACAACUAUAAAAAUUAAAACAUUUUAAGAUUAUACAAAAUGUCACCCUUUAUAAAUGAGUGAAUGUAACAUUUGUAGCAGGGAAACAGAAGCAUCAAGAAAAGUUAUUCUACCCAUACCAAGGUUCAGAGUGAUAAAAGCCAUAAAUGCAUCCCAGACACCCCAUGUUUGAUUAGCAGGUGAGGAAGCUGAAGGAAGCAAAUUGGGAGGAUAGGUGUUAGUGGGAUAUGACUUGUACAUUAUGAGGAGGAGAGAGGUGGGUUUUCUAGCAUGAAAAUCCUGGGGACGGGGAAGGUGGCUUUGCCCAUCACUUGGAUAACACCCAAUGGGAUUUCUGGUUAUUGCAGCCCCCAAAGUCUGGGUCCGAGGGUCAUGCUGCUGCAGCAUAGCCAUAUUUUUAGGUAAUUACUAGGCUAGCUUUCUCUGUGUGCUAUUUGAAGCCUAGUCAAUUUGCCUUCCAAAGGUAAGAAUCAAACCCUGUGCUUUAUAUUUAUGAAGUAAACACCUUAACCAUUAUACCAACGCCCAAUCCUGAAGAUUGGGAGCAGUCACAUGGGAAAUCUUGCAUGCUUCUCCGACAAAAUGGCAGCACUGUCAUCUCUUGGAAGCUGUCAAGCAGUGUUUGGGUCUCCUGGGACCGGGGAAGGAUACCCUGAUGUCUGCCUAGAUGCUGGACCUGUUAUCAGCUCUCACCUCACUGAGGAAAUUAAUUUGACAGUGAUGACUGUUCUCCCUGUGAGGAAAAAAAUGGGCUACAUAGUUUGGGAGUUAAAAGAAAAGAAAUAAAUCACCCUAGGAGAGAACUGUUAUUUAAAAGGACUGCAACAAGAAGUCUGAAAUAACUAUCUAAGAAGAGCUGAAUGGUCACCAGUGCAACAUGAACAAAUUAAAACAAAAGUUUAAUAAAGAUGAAUUCUGAAGAUGGAAGUUAAUACUGAAAACUGCCUUGACAUCUAGAAGUAAAGCUCAAGUUGUAAGUUAGCUUGCUCUCCCUGUACAACCUAUAGCCUUGGUGUGAUUGACUGUCCCCAAAACAUGUUGAAUAAUUUAGACAGGUAAAUAAAAAGUUGCUUAUGUAUGAAAAACACUGGAUGGCAAAAUUAUAUACCCCCUCAGUAAACUGACUAUUUCCAUAGGUCUUCAGCUGUGGGAUUGUAUACAUGUUCGAUACAUCAUUAGUUCCAAAGUUACCAUAAGUUGUAAACCAUAAAGGACCAUGCGUCUAAGAUGAUAUCCUGCCUUAGAUUACAGUAGAAGCAUUUUGAGAAAAGAGUGGGUUUGGAAAUCAACUCAGAAGGUGGAAAAUGGCAGGUACAAAGAAAAAGUGCAAACAAAGAGAGAAAAUACUAAGGUCAUGGCCAGAAGAAAAAGCAGUGUAGAGAACUGCCAUGAAUACAUGUUGAUCGUGAUUUACAGCAUGAAUGGCUAAGAUAAGGUGAAUUUAAACCAAAGGAUGAAAAGUUAAUAAUAGGCGCUCAAGAUAGGGAACUGCGUACUUAAUGGUUCAAAGAAUCUAUACGCAAGUGAGAGGCAGACAGCUGUAGGUUCUGCAAUACAGAAAUCAAAGCAGUUGCACAUGUUUUGCUCAUCUGUAAGACAAAUAGAUAGAAAGAUAGA